Messenger RNA from Aureobasidium musti, 2673 nucleotides. NCBI's taxonomy places the organism in Eukaryota, Fungi, Ascomycota, Dothideomycetes, Dothideales, Saccotheciaceae. The record is from the annotation of a GenBank genome assembly.
AUGGCUGUUCAAGGAAUGCUUCAAGCACUCACUGAGCCCUUGAAUCAAAUCAGCAUUGCUACUGUCUUGUUGGUGCUUCUCCUCGUCACCUACUUUACUCUAUCCUUCACCGAACUUGAGACCGUUGGCAAGCUGUUCCAUGCUAUCGCUACAUCUGCAAAAUUCGCAUACUCCUGCUUCUUGAAGCCUCACACUGGCGACAACACUGGCAACCAGCAGGAUGCUCUCGAAAGUUUCUACAAGACUCAGGCUGGCAUCUACGAUGUCACACGUUCCAGACUGCUCCGUGGAAGAGAAGAUAUGCUGGCUAUGGCUGCUGCUCAACUUCGCUUCCAACUUGAGCAAGGUCAAUACACCCGCAAGCCAAUCUGGGUGGUAGGUCAUUUCUGUGGUAUACGUGCAUUGGAGAGUUGUGCUAAUUCUACUUCUCUUGAAGGNGAUGUUGGUGGUGGCACUGGCUGGAACGUUGAGCAAAUGGAGAAACAUCUCUCGGUCUCUAGCUUCUUCCACGCCGUCUACCUCGUCGAUUUCUCGCCCUCUCUAUGUCAAGUUGCCAGAGCCAGAUUUGCCCGCCUCGGCUGGAAGAACGUCAAGGUCGUCUGCCAGGAUGCCCGCACAUUCAAGCUCAGCGACUACGAAGAAGGUCUCAACGAUGAGAGCGCAGUCUUCAGCAUUGGCAAGAGCGCACUUGAUGAAGGCAAUACAGUCGACAAUGUCGGUGCAGACCUUUUGACCAUGAGCUACAGUCUUUCAAUGAUUCCUGAGUUCCACCCGGUCAUCGACUCGCUCGCCAACUUGCUUGCACCCAACGGUAUCAUGGGUGUUGUUGAUUUCUACGUCCAAAACCAGAUUCAGUACCAGUCUCGCAACUACGUUGGUGGUGUGAUUGACCGUCACUGCAUGUGGAUUUCUCGUGUCUUCUGGGCUGCGUGGUUCGAAAUGGACAGAGUGUUCUUAGACUCUUCUCGUCGUGUAAGUGUUCGCUACUGGCUCUCGAGCUCAGAGACUAACUUUCGCAGNGACUACCUCGAGUACAAGUUCGGAACCAUUCUCAGCGCCAACGCUCGUAACCACUUCUUCGGCUUCAGAAUCCCAUACUAUAUCUGGAUUGGUUGUGCUAAGCAGACCAAGUCAUCCAUGAACAAACUCGCCGCUCUCGAUGCAGCCGUAACAGAAUCGCCUUUCAUCAGCGCCCUCGACCUCCAACGCAAGACAGUUGGAGGUGUACGCAGAGCUUCCUCGUCCGAGCGUCGUUCAAAGGCAUACGAGUCGGCCAUUGUCAACCUGUCAGCAAGCCUACCUCUGCCCGCAGCAUGGUACCAACAACACCAUUGGCGCAUCUACUACGACGAGCAAUUACAAAAGCACAGACAAUUUGGUGAUGAGUAUAUUUACGCCUUCACCUGGGAGGACGCUCGAGUGGAUGCCCGCCUGCUCAAGAUCACAUCCGAAGAUGUCAUCCUUGCCAUCACCAGUGCAGGCGACAACAUCCUCGCUUACGCUCUCGAACAACCCAAACGCAUUCACGCCGUCGAUCUCAACCCUAACCAAAACCACCUCCUUGAACUCAAGGUCGCUGCUUUCACCGCCCUCAGCUACACAGAUGUGUGGAAGCUGUUCGGUCAAGGCAAGCACGACGACUUCCGCUCUCUUCUUAUCAACCACUUGAGUCCUCAUCUCUCAUCACAAGCCUUUGACUACUGGCUCCACAAGGGCGAUGCCACUUUCGGCCCCAAGAGCCGUGGUCUUUACUACACUGGUGGCUCCCGCCAUGCACUGCAAUUGGUGCAAUGGCUGGGUCGCCUUCUCGGUAUUCGCGGCGAUCUCGAAAACAUGUGCAAAGCCGCAACCCUCAACGAGCAACGUGAGAUCUGGAGCAAGCGUGUGCGCAGAGUGCUGCUAUCUCAAUUCCUCAACUACACCGUCAUUGGCACAGAGAAGUUCUUGUGGAAGGCAUUGGGUGUACCUGCCAACCAAAGAGCAAUGAUCGACAAUGAUUACCUCCGACAAACCGAGCGUGCAGACUCAAAGAAGGUCACUGGCGUCAAGUCUGGUCAAGCUAUUUGGGAGUAUGCGGUCAACACUUUGGACCCUGUCGUCAACAAUACAUUGGUGUCUGAGGAAAACCCUUACUACUUGAUUUGUCUGCAGGGUCAAUAUACCCAACGCUGCCACCCUGAUUACUUGGCCCCGAGAGCACACGUCAAGCUCUCCAAGCCCAAUGCCUUUGACGGCUUGCGCAUCCACACUGACGAGUUGUGUGAGGUUAUGGCACGUAUGGCGCCCGAGACGCUUACCAUCGCUGUCCUCAUGGACUCGAUGGAUUGGUUUGACCCCGAAGGUCCUGAAGCAGACCACCAAGUCAAGAUUGUCAACCGCGCGCUCAAGUUUGGCGGUAGAGUGUUGUUGCGCUCUGCUGGAUUGAGACCUUGGUACAUUGAUACCUUUGAGAGCCGUGGUUUCACUGCUAAGAGAGUUGGUGCUCGUAUUCCUCCUGGCUCUUGCAUUGAUAGGUAUGUUGCUUGCUGUUGCCUGCUGUAUUGUGAUCUCCUUUUUUUUGCUAACACGUUAUUANNCAGAGUCAACAUGUAUGCUUCUACCUGGAUCUUGACCAAGGUUGAUGCUGUUGUCAGUGAUGAAAAUGAGCGAGCCGAAGUUUCUCUGCGAUUUUGA